Molecule: messenger RNA, 16555 nt
Organism: Episyrphus balteatus (marmalade hoverfly)
Lineage: Eukaryota; Metazoa; Arthropoda; Insecta; Diptera; Syrphidae
Product: microtubule-associated protein futsch
Exons: 18
Coding region: 536-16540 (5334 amino acids)
Molecular function (GO): protein binding
Source: RefSeq, a predicted model, not a curated record
GUCGUCGAUCGUUUGUCCGCGCAAUGAAUCGGACGGGAAUCUGAGCUGCGUAUUGGAUUUGCCGGCUGGUCGCCGCGAGAAUCUUGCACUUAGCUUUCAAGUCAGACAUCGGUUUCAGUUUCAGUGAGAAUUUGGUGCUCGAUCAAGACGUUCGUCGUAUCCAUUAUUUUGUUCUGUUCCUUGUUUUGUAAAUAAUUCUUGUCCCUUAACUUUGAAAUGAUAAAUGAAAUUGAAUUCAUUUAACUGAAACUGUGUGUGGUAUAUGCUGAAUCUAAAAAAAGUGCUAAAAUUGUCUUUUGACCCUUAAAAAAAUUGACUUAACUUUAUCUUUGUCUUUUAUUGAACCUGUUGGUUUUGGGAUUUAUAUUCACAAGCAUAUUGGGAGGAAUAUAAGGAGGUGGAGACUUUAUAGAUAUUAUUGUGGCAACAAUCUGAAGAUUUUGGUCGAAAAAAAGAAAUCCGUUCGCAUUUGUAUAAAUUACGUGAAUCGCGACUUCGAGAAUUUUAUUCAUCAGGCGGCCCAGGAGGCGAAAUUAUGAAUCCAUCAACAGAUUUGCAUUAUGGCAAGACCCCAUUGACCCCAAGUCAUGGGGAUUCGCUGGUCGAUCAGAGUUUCCAGAGUUUGAAAUCCAAGGAAAUUCGUGACUCACUAAGUCCAACUCAUGAAGUUAAGUUUCGCAAUAGCGGAGGAGUUGCUGGAGGGGUUUUGGUACCGGACACUACCGGUUGGGAUGUGCAAACAUCGUCGGAAGUUAGUCCAGAUGGACGGGCAUUCCGUACUGAAACGUUGGCUAAAACAGAUGGUGUUGAAAAAUUACCAGGAGGUCAUGCUGAAUUCUCUGGUCGAAAUGAACAAAAAUCAAGUGCUUCCCAUCAGGGUGACGACAAGAACUAUGUCAAAAAAGCAGCUGAAAGUUCCAAGACACAUUUGCAAGAGAAAGUUGUUAUUGGUGAUGAGAAUUCUGGCCUAACUGAAAUGAAAAGUAGUUCGGUGACGUCAUCUUCCAAAGUCACCUCUUCGUCAUCCCAACAAGUGUUUACAAGUGAUGAUCCAGGAUUUGACAUGGAACCAAGACGUUUGACACAGCAACACGAUCAACGUUAUCAAAAUAUGCUGCAGGCAGCAAAUAAUAGUAGUACUUUGCAUAGUGAACGUCAACAGUUUUCACGUAACGAACGUAACGAAAGGCAGGAAUCUACAAGUAAUCUACAUGAAGAAAAUAAAAAAUACGUUGAUAUGGACAAAGCUUCUCCAGAAUAUCAACAACACGUCCAAUAUCUAAUGUCUCAACCAGGUGCCAUAGUUUCGAAUACAGUUGAGUAUCCGAAACCGGGAGUAAAAAUGAUCACCACUGUGAAAAAGUUACCAGAUGGUACAACAGUGAAGACUAAACGUUAUGAGACCGAAGCUACUGCUGCUAAUACUGGUGCUGAUUCCACAUCGAUUUCCCAUACCACGAAGCAACAACAACAGCAGAAAAUUUCAUCUAGCUCAACAACAUCACAGAAAAUGACCGAGAAACGUGUACAAGACUCGGAAGAUGUGUUUACACGUUUGGCUAGAACUCGAGACUCGAAUGUUCCAGCAAGUCCCAGAAAUGCUCCGGAAACACCAUCCAAUGAAGAUGUGUAUUCACGAUUGCAACAAUCACGUGAUCAUAAAUUCUCUGAUUCUUUAGAUCAGCGAUCAACACAGAUUCUUCGUGACACAAAUCAACAACAUCCAGGAUCGCGUAACGCACCGAAUCGUCGUCCCAGUGACUUAGUGGAGAAUGUUGAAAUGAUCUCUACAACAAAUAAGACAGUCAAAAAAGAUCUCAAUCGCAGUGAGAAAAUCACUAGUUCUGAUUUUAUUCAAAACGAACGUGAUCGUUACGUGCUCGAUCAGGAUAGCCCAAGCCGUCGUAUACCAGAUGGUUAUCCUGAGGCUCUUGUACCUAUCACACCCAGUCGACAUGGUGGACGUCCAUCUCAGCCAGGUGAUGAUUAUCCAACAAAUGGAUAUAAUGCUACUGAAGUUAUUAAGCAAUCAUCUUCGUCAAAGUCCUCGGCUAAGUUUUCAGAAAGUCGUCGUUACUCCACUGAAACAGUUGAGAGUUAUCAACAUUCUGAAAAUGAAAAUCAGGAUUACACAACUCGAGGAUAUCCAUCGAAUAGAAGGCCAAUUGAUGAGCCUAAAGGUCAGUCUCCACGUCCAGGUGGAGACUUUUCUACUCAUGGUUUCCCAUCGGUGAGAUCAGACAAACCGAUAUCAGAUAGGUCAAGACCUCAUGAUGACACAACAGAAAGAGUUCAUAUUGUUCAUACUGAUCGUGGUGAUGUUAACCAUUCCGAUACGACUACAACUCGAUCGAAUUACUCAACAAAUGAAACACGUCGCCAUGUGACUAAGGAAGAUUUCAGUACCCAUGGUUUCCCUUCGGUUAGAGCAGGUACUCCAACUAGAGACUCUCCAAGACGUCCACUAGGAUCGGAACCAUCUCCCGGUGAUUCUCCAAGGCGUCCAUCAGGUCAGGAGCCUCCAGCUCAUCAAGUUCGAAAACCACCAUCCGAUGGAUAUUCGACCCAUGGUUUUCCAUCAGUGAAAAGUGGAAGUCCAACUGAAGACUCUCCAAGACGUCCAUCUGGACCAGAGCCAACCAAUCAAGGUCGUAGACCAACAACAGAGGAUUUCUCCACUCACGGAUUUCCAUCGGUAAAGCCAGCAGGUCGUAGCAGCACUCCCACACAGUCAUCUCCUCAAUAUGACAGUCCUAAUCGUGUUGAUCGCGAUGAAACUGCGUCCGUUACAUCCGAUCGCAGUAACAGCGUUAUAUAUGAAAAGAAAAUUGACGCUGCUCAUCAAGCCUUUGCACGUUCACUUCGCUGUGCUUCUCCAGUUGAACCUGUUCGACGUGACAGUACCGAUCGCACUCCAAGGUCAAGUAUUGGUUCCAUCCGAAACACUUAUUCUCCAUCCAAACGUGACACUCGUAGUCCAUCACACGAUAGCGUUACAAAUUCUGAAUCAAGUCGCAUAAGUUCAGCAACAGUUACAAAGUCUACACGCCCAACUGAAGUUAGACGCGUGUCUCAUCCCAAGAGUCCAAUUGGCAAAUCAUCACCUAGCCAUGUCUCCAAUGAAACAAUCGAUCUAACUUUGACAAGAAAGAUCACAGCUAAGCCUUCUCCAGAUAAGACAACAGGAAAACCUUCACCAGUCAUAGAAGAGCCUAUUAUUGUGGCUGAGCCUAUACUGAUGCGCAAGAAAAUCUUUGGUGCAACCGAAAAUUUUCUUGCUAGCGAAGGUGUUAUUGAGAAACCGAUCCUUAAAAAACAACCAUACUAUCAGCUUGGUCUAUCCGAUGCAACACUUCCGUCUAGCUAUUCUAAAUCUAGACAAGGGCAUGGUACAACUCCCAAUACUUCUCGUAGGGUCCACCAACAACAAUACAACAACACCACCGAAGAAGAAGUAAAUACACUACUUGAUACAGCUACAAAACAUAUCACCAACACACAUUCAUCAAUAACACCAACAACAACAACAAGAUCUUUGAGACCUCAGGACACGAAACCAAAACAGCCAGAGACCCUUUAUAGUAAGAAGCCAUUAAACAAGCCUGAGGGAUAUAUAACCCUUAAUGAGGCCAACGAAAUCAACGAGAAACACAAUCAGACGACAAACAAACACGUAUCCUAUCCCAAUUACAUUCCUAGUGGUCCAAAAGCUGACCGAUCACCAUCAACAGACAGACCAACAACAACAACAACGAACAAUUUAUCAUCCCCAGCACCAAUUACAACCACAAGCACCACCCCUCACAAUGCACCAAAAACCACGAAAGACAAAGUUAAACCAUCAUCUUCAACCACCACCACAAGUCCAACCACGAAACCAUUUACUUCUCCAUCUAAAGUUGAUAACAGUACAUCAUCUAGAUUUACUAAAACCGUUAAAGUUGAAAACGCCAUAAAUCGUGACACGACUACAAAGACAAAACGACAACCUAAAUUAGAGCCGGAAUCGGAUUUGGAGACAUCAGAACCAUUGCGAGAACCUGAAGAUCUUGAUGAGGGUUAUGUUCCAGAUCGUAAGGGUAAAAAGAAACCGAAUUCGCAGCGUCCAACUUCGGAUGAUGAAGGUUUUGAGCCUGAUUCUCCAAGAGCAGGGUCUCCAACCAGUGACUUUGAGUAUCGUCGACCUGAACAAGUGGAGACUUAUGAUGAGGAGGACUCUUAUCGGAAGAAGACAAGUCGCACUGACAAGAAAGUGGUGACUAAUGAUUUCUUGAAUACCGAAAGGAAUGUGACCGAGACAAGGAGGACUCCGGUUGAUGAACCAAAAAGACCGAAAGAUCGCGAAGGACCAAAACGUCCGGGGCAAGAUGAUAAACCAUCUUACAAAGGUGAUACACCAAAAGGGCCUGAUGAUCAAGAGCCAAAAAGACCUCAGAGGCGUCCCAAGGACGAAGAUACUGAGCCAAGCUCUUAUCCAAAAGACCGAAAACCUUCGCAGUUGGUAGAUGAACCUGGAAAGAAACCAAGUCCAAGUGAUGAGCCAAGUGAUACAGAAGAAACCAACCGUAGGCCUUCUUAUCAAAAAGAACCGACUGAUAAGCCAUCACGACCAACGGAGACUUCAAGACCUAGAGGAACUAAGCCUCCAUUGGAACGUAGUGAGACCUUUGAAGAUCGUUGUCGUCAAAUUCUGGGCAUUGAUUCAGAAACCGUUGUUGAUCGGACUAAGAAAACCGAAGAAUUCAUUGAAACUGAACGAACAACAGUUGAUUCGAAGCGUAGGCCAUCUGGUCGGUCACCAAGUCCAACAAGGAAACAGCCUAGCGAUACUGUUAGUAUUGAAGAUUGUGAUGAUGAAGAUUUGGAACCUGAACGUAAGUAUCCCAACAAGACAACAACUACGACAACUACAGUGAAAACAACUCGUGAACAGCCUCGAGAUAAGUCUCCAAAUAAAAAAGGACCUGGUGAUCAUCCACGCGAUGAGUCUCCAGAUGGAAAAGUUCCCAAAAGUGCUACAACUAAUAAAUAUGAUGAGACAACUACGACAACUUUAACAACAAAGAUCACUGAUGGACGUUCUCCAUCACCGAAGCGAAAGUCUCCAAAGGAUAGAGAAGAUGAUACCCGUCCAAUUGGUCGUUCUCCAUCAGAAAGGCCAGGAAGAGUUGAUGAAACUACUACCAUCAGGGAGACAACUAAAAUUGUAGAUGAAAUUGAUGAACGAUCAACUCGUACAAAACCAGGAGAUAAGUCUCCAAAAGAAACCCGCCCGAGAGAAAAAUCACCUAGUGACACUGUUAGUAUUGAAGAUUGCGAUGAUGAUGAUGACGACGAUUCACCUCGUAAAUAUCCAACUAACAAGACAACAAAAACUACCACAACAGUCACAACAACACGCGGACAACCUAGAGAUAAGUCUCCACUUGAAAAAAGACCUAAUAAACCACGUGACCAAUCUCCAAUUGAUAAGCUUCCUAAAGGAACUACAACAAAUAAAUAUGAUGUAAAAACAACGGUAGUUACAACAACAAAGGUGACAGAUGACCGAUCUCCAUCACCCAAACGAAAGUCUCCAAAAGACACCAAUCCUGAAGAUAUUCGUCCAAGGGGUCGUUCUCCAUCAGAAAGGCCAAACAAGGUUGAUGAAACUACAACUGUCAGGAAGACCUCUAAAAUUGUCGAUGAAAUUGAUGAACAAACCACUCGUUCCAAACCUGGUUCUAAGCCAAGAGAUAGGUUCCCAAGUGGAACCCGACCAAAAGAGCAUUGGCCAAGUGAUGAUUCCGAAACUGAUAGUCGUCCAAGAGAUCGGUCACCAUCUGAAAAGGGAACUUACUUUACGACUAGAGAAAAAACUUUCGAUGUGGAGACUUCUAGUCCAAAAUCUCCAUUAAGAAAACCGGGCCGUGAAACAAGUCCAACUGACGAGUCUCCACGUCAUAGAUCUCCCAACAAGAAGCCAGUUCGUGGAACAAGUCCAACUGAUAAGUCUCCACGUGAUAGAUCUCCAACAAGUAAGCCAGUUCGUGGAACAAGUCCAACUGACAAGUCUCCACUUGGAGAAUCUCCAUUCAGACAACCAGUUCGUGGAACAAGUCCAACUGAUGAGUCUCCACGUGGUAGAUCUCCAACGAAGAAGCCAAUUAGUAGUCCAACUGACAAGUCUCCACGUGGUAGAUCUCCAACUGAUGAAACAAUCAUCUCCACCACUACGACAACUCAUUCAACUACAACCGAUGGUGUUAUUGAAGAUCGUUAUCCUUCUUACACUCCAAGAAGCUAUCCACGUGAUCGUUCUCCUGUCGACAAACAGAAGCCCAAGCCUAAAACAACUGAAGAAGAAGAGCUUGUAAUUGAAACUUCUAAGAAAACAAAGAAAACAACAACAGAAGAAAUUCACGAUGAUGUCUUUGAGACUAAGAGACCUCGUGAAAAACAACCAGAUACACGAGAUGGCGCAUACUUUUCUCAACCAAGGGAUCAAUCACCCUCUGAACCAGGAACAUAUCGUCCAAGAACAGAUGAAAAACCUCGUGAUAGAUCUAUUGAAAAGCCAACAACUAAGGAAACUGACGAGUUGAUCACCAAGAGAACAACAAAAACAACAAAAGACACAAUAAUUGAAAGUGAAUUUAACUCUCCACGUCCCAAAGAUUCUCCCCGUGAUCGAUCUCCCAGUAAAAAACCUUUAACUGAAGACGUAACUGAAUGUACACCUUCGUCACGUCCAAAGACCUAUCCUCGUGAUCAAUCUCCCGUUAAUGAUCUCACACGACCAACAACAAGGGAAACUACUGAAACUCGCAGGGUAGAUAAGACAACUGUCAUAAAUGAUUUCUUGGACACUGAAAGGGGAGUUGAUAGACCCCAGCGCCCUAAGGAAGAUAAACCUUAUGAUGGUAAGACCCCUGAGAGAUUAACUUCUACUCAACCAAGGGAUUAUCCUUUCAAGGACUCUCCAACCCAAAAACCUAAGGGUCCAGAGAUAACAGACAUCGACGAGACAAAAAUCAUUAAAACAACAAAGAUCACUAAAGACAGCACAGUCGAUAGGGAAGUUGAAGAACUUUUCCCAUCAAACCGUCCUCGUGAUCGGUCUCCAACUGAAAAACCAAUCAGAAGUCCAAGAAUUGUUACCACUGAGACUACAACAGAAUAUGGUAUAACCAGUCGACCAAGAAGUCAGUCUCCUUCAGAAAAGCCAAGGAAACCAGUCGAUUCUGAAGAAAUUGAUGAAACUUACAUUCAGAAAACAAAGAUUACUGAAGAUACAACGAUUACAACUGAUUUGGAUGAAGAUAUUGUUAAACCAAGUCGUCGACCAAGACCAACAGGAACUAAAGAUCAACCUAGAGAAAAGUCUCCACAGAAAUCAAAACCAAGUGAUCGUUCUCCAUCUCCUCGCUCGAAGUAUCCAAGAGAUCAAAAACCAAAAACUGAAGAUCGAUCACCAGUCGGAAAACAACCACGAACAACUGAUAAAAGUCCUCGUAGAACUUCACCGGUAAAACCAACAACUUAUCAAUCUACCGAUGAAGAAACUAAUUUAGUGAAGAAAACAAAAACAACAAAAGUAACGACAACGUCAAGAGAUGUUGAAGAUGUAGACUUUGAAGAUCGUCCACGUGACAGGUCUCCAAUUGAAAAACCAAGAGGUUUCAGACCCAUAAACGGUGAUCAAUCACCAAGGGAUCGUCUUCGUGGACCAUCACCCGCAAAGAAACCUGAAGAUCGGGAACCAAUUGACAGUGACUAUGAUGAAACUGUUGUCAAAAGAACAAAUAAGACAACAAGAAACGAAACAACUCUUGAAGAGAUAACUGAUCUUUCAUCGAAGACCUAUCCCGAAGACAAACCAAGGGAUAAAUCUCCUUCGAAGCCUAGAGGACAAAGACCAACUGAUGAUCGUUCUCCGAAGAGUCCACGGGGAACUUCCCCCUCAGAAAAACCAAGGCCACGUGAUAGGUCUCCAACUGAAAAACCUAGAAGACCACUGUUGGACGAAGAAACAAUUGUUCAAACAACUUCUAUAAAGACAACAACACUUGAAGAUCAAUCUCCAAAACGUUCUCGGGAGACUUCCCCUUCACGAGAUUAUCCUCGCGAUAGGUCUCCAUCUGGUAAGGCUAGGAAACCUGGCAUGAUCGAUGAAAUCUAUGUGGAGAGUACUACAACUGAAUCUACCACAAUCAAGGAUCGUUUGUCAAAAAGUCCAAGGGGAACUUCGCCAUCAGAAAAACCUGGCCCCAGAGACUAUCCCCGUGACAGGUCUCCAAGUGAUAAGCCAAGGAAUACAAAGCUAUAUGACGAUGAAACAGUGGUUCAAACAACUACAACCACAGUUAAGGACCGUGUGACCAAGAGUCCUAGGGGAAGCUCCCCAUCGGAAAAACCUGGUCCCAGAGAUUAUCCUCGCGAUAGGUCUCCAAGCGAUAAACCUAGGAAAACAAAGCUAUAUGACGAUGAAACUGUUGUAGAAACAACUACAACCACAGUUAAGGACCGUUUAACAAAGGGUCCCAGAGGAACUUCUCCAUCAGAAAAACCUGGCUCCAGAGAUUAUCCUCGUGACAGGUCUCCAAGCGAUAAACCUAGGAAAACAAAGCUAUAUGACGAUGAAACUGUUGUUGAAACAACUACAACCACAGUUAAAGACCGUUUAACAAAAAGUCCAAGGGGAACUUCACCAACAGAGAAGCCGCGCCCAAGAGAUUAUCCCCGUGACAACUCUCCAAAUGACAAACCUAGGAAGACAAGGUUAUAUGAUGAGACUGUUGUUGAAAAAACUACAACUGAGUCAACCACAGUUAAAGAUCGUUUGACAAAGAGUCCAAGAGGAACUUCUCCAACAGAGAAACCUCGCCCAAGAGAAUCUCCACGUGACAGGUCUCCAACUGAUAAAAAUCGUCCUCGUGGAUUGUCUCCAACAGAAAAACCAAGCAGACGUCGACCCGUUGAAGAAAAACCUGAUGAAACUUUUGUUAGAAAAACAACACGAGAGAGGAAAACUGUUAAGGAAACAACAGAUGAAUAUGUUGAUGAUUGUUGUCCAGAACAUCAUCCUCGUGUCAAGUCUCCACUAAGAAAACCAAAAGAGACAAAACCAGUUGGAGAGACUGUUGUCAAGCGAACUGUUAAGACAACAACUGUUGAUGACCAUACAACUAAAACCACCCCACGAGGAUCAUCACCAACAAAGACAUCACCUCGUGAAAGAUCACCUACUCAGAAGCCUGGGUAUGAGCGUUCUCCAAAAGAUAGUCCCCGAAGAACCUCACCCUCAGAGAAACCGACUAGACGUCAACCAAUUGUCACUGAAGUUGGAAAAUCUGUUCAAAAGAUUACUUCUAAGUUUAGCAAAGAUAUUAAGACCUCGGAAAAGGUUAUUGUAAAAGAUCAUCCUCGAAGGAAAUCACCAUCAGAAAAACCAAGACGUUUACGUCCAACAAAUGAUGAGGAAACAGAUGAUGAUGAUGAAACAACUGAGACAAUUAUUGCUGUGUACACUAUUGAUGGUGAGACAGUUGAAAGUCAUCCACGUGAUUUAUCUCCAUCGGAAAAACCUAAGAGUUCUCCAAGAAAACCAAGUGGAGACUAUCCCAACGGACCUCAAACAAAUGGACAUCAUCCUCGUGGAAUCUCUCCAACUGAUAAACCACAAAGACGUCAACCCACUGAUGAAGAAAUCGAAGAGUCAUUUACCUCGAGGACUAAGAUAACAAAAGAACGGAAUACUUUCGAAGAGGUUGAUAGAUAUUCGGAAGCUGGUCAGCCUCGUGAAUCGUCUCCAACAGGAAAACCAAGGGGACGUCAACCAACAGAUGAGAGUAUUGAUAUCACAUUUGUCAAAAAGACCAGUAGAACACAAAAAGAUGAAACUUCCUUGGAGGAAACUGAGUAUCAGUACCCUGAAGAUCGUCCCCGUGGCCGAUCGCCAUCAGAUAAACCAUCAUUCAGGGUUUAUCCUCGUGAUUCUUCACCCACAAAGCCAACUGAAGAAGAUGAAAAGUCUCCAAUGCGAAAACCUCAGGUUCCCCAAAAUUCGGAAGAAACUGUUCUCUACACAACUAAAGUGACAACAAGAAUUGAAGAUCAUCCUCGUGAUAGAUCUCCAUCUGAUAAGCCUGGUCCGAGAUCAUAUCCUCGCGAUAAGUCUCCAAUCGAUAAACCAAGUGUAAAGGCUUACCCAAGUGACAAGUCUCCAUUGGAUAAACCAAGUCGAACAAGACCUAGUAAAUUAGAAGAAACAACAAAUCGAAGCACGACAGUAAGAAAAACUGUUCAAGAAACUGAUCGUUAUCCUAAAGGUCGUCCAGGAGAUCAGUCUCCAAAUGAGAAACCAUCAACUCUUAGACGCCCAAGCAAGCUUUCAUCUACAACAACCACAACAACUACCCGAAAUCGAUCAACUCUCGAUGAGCAAGAUAUAACUCGAACUCCUCAACGUCCAAGAACUCAGCCAUCUACUCCUGGUAAGGUUCCAACCAAGUCUACACCAUUAUCUUCUCCAAGAAGCCAACCAACUUCCGAAAGACGAAUUCCAGCUGAAUUACCGUCACCAGUUCGAAAACCCAAAUCAACAUUCGGAGUUACAACUAAAACCACAACAACAACUACAACAAGAUCAACUGGAGCUUCACCACGUCCUAGGCUAACUACGGAAACACCGAAAAAGCCAUCAAAACUUCCUCUGGAAACUAGACCAACUGCAAGGCCAGUUGAAAGGAAACUUUCACCAAGCAUCUCACCAGACUCAAGUCCAUCACGUCCAGGAAGCGAUUUUGAAGUUGAUUCACCAUAUCGUUCUCCAAAUAUGAGUCCUUCCCGAAAGUCUCCAAGUCCAACAAGGUCUGUUAAGCUCGAAGAUAUCACAACUACAACUACAACAAAGAAAACAACUUUGUUGACUGAUAAGUCGUCCAAACCAAAAGUAACACAUGUUACAACGGCCAAGUUCCAAAUAACUCCACCAACAUCACCAAAUAAGGUGAUCAACUCUCCAGAAAUCAAAUUCUCUCCAUCGCCGAAGAAGCCUUCAUCAAGGGUUCCAACACCAAAACCAAACAAAUUCACUUCCGAAACAACUACAACUAAAAAGGUCACCAGCAAGAUUUAUAAAGAUGGACUCAUUCCGACAGAUUCCGAAAGAGAUUCUGAGGUCCCAACUGACGCUGAAGAGGUCGAUACUCCAUUACAACAGAAGCCUUCAACUAGAAAGCUUCCAGUUACCGAAAGGAAAGAAUCUGCCCCGGUUCACCGUGUGACAAAGAUAAACAAAGACAUCCAAAUGUCAAGGUCUACAAGUGAGAAUAUCAUUAAGACCCCGAUCACAAAACGCCCUGUUAGACAUGAACCUCUUGAACCUCAGCGUGAAGUUCCAAGCUCUAGGCCCACUGUUAACGACCGAUCUUCACCAAAAACUGAACGUCGUCCUAGCAAGCAUCUGAGCACAAAAACUAUCAACUUGACUGCAUUCGAUAAGGUCAUAAACAGUGAAGACAUGGAAAAUGUUGUCAUUGAUAUACAACAUGCGAAGAGUUCUAGGGAACCAUCACCGAACAAGAUCGUUCCAACUCCUGUUUCGGUCGAUAUGUACACGGGAAAGCCUCGCUAUCCCGAUGUUGUUCAAGAACCUGAAGAUGAGCCAAAGAAAAAGCCAACUGUCAAAAACAUCCCUAUAUUUGAAGAAGAAACAAAUGAUUUUGUCGGAUGUCAGAUAACUGAGGUCAAUGAAGAAACUCACGAAAACACAGUUAGAGCUCGUACAACAAAAUUCAUUGAAAAAGAGUCAAGUCCUCAACGACAAACUCCAAGAAUUGUCACUGGUGAUAAUGUUGAUAGUGAGUGUUUGCUCAGUGUCCACGAUAAGGUCUCCAAAUUCAUAAGCACUGCUGAAGAAGUUAGUAAACCAAAGACUUCAGCUCCCUUCCGUCGGGAUGUUCCAGAAAAAGACAUGCCUGAAGACGAUGAAUGCCUUUUAACGGUCGAUGAAAAAGUAAGCAAGUUCUUGAAAACUGCCGAUAGCGUUACCAAGGAGGUUAUAACUUCGAAACCUCGUCGAGUAGAACGUCCAAGUAUUGAAGACUUGGAUGAAGAUCUCAAGACCGAUGAGUGUGUUUUGAGUGUUUCAGAAAAAGUCAAUAAAUUCACAACAAAAGCUGAAAAACUUGCUCCCUCAGCUCCACAAAGGUCUCCCGAACUGGUAGCACGUAUCGAGAGACAGAUUUCUAGACAAAGUGACGUUGAGUCUGAGGGUCCUGAAAGCGAAGACAGUCCGGCUUCGGUAAGAAAAUUCAAACCAUCUUCGCCGUUAACUGAGAGAACUGAAAGAAAAUACACAGAACGUCAGAUUGAUAUUCUUUCGAGACCAUCGGUUUGGGAAAAGAAACCUAAGCCUGAUGUCAAGCUUGAUGAUAUAUUUGGCUAUAAGCCGGAAGAUGUACCAAGGGACGAAACUCAUCCUGACGAAGAAAAGUCUAAACCAGUUAAGACAACAGGUUCUGUAUCGAAGAGAAAAGAAUUGUUUGAGAACAAAGUGUCUACCAACAAGACUACAACAACAACCAAACAAAGCUCUCCAGAGAAACGUCCAAGUAGGCCAUCAAAGUCUCCUUCUGAAAGACGUCCAUCUGACGACUCAGACUCUAGAUACCCGAACGAAUUUGUUCCACGAUAUGUUGAUGGUUAUCCAAAUCAGCAUCCAGAUGAUGAUGUUCAUGAAGAUGUUUACGGAUCUUCGAAAACUCGUCGUGUUUAUGAGACUUCAAGUCGUGAAACAACAACUAUUCAUCGAUCUCCCGAACGUUCUCCUACACGUAAAUCCAGUCAUCCUGAAAUCAGGCCACUUCCAACUACAAACAAAUCUCCACGACAACAACAACAACCCGAAGACAAAACAACACCAUCACGUAGGUAUUCAGAAGAUCAUUCACCCAGGUAUCCAACUAGAGAUCAGCCUUCAGCUGAUCGCUACAUGGAAACACGUGAAGCUUCCGAGCACACAACUCGUAGAAGAUCAUCCACACAAGAAUAUCCAGAACGUAGAACUCCAUAUACCAAUGGUUCACCUUCCCCAUCAUCACUUAGAAAGCAACAACAACAACCUGUUGAAGAGCCUGAAGAUUAUACCUUCAGCUCUAAGCGGGACGAAACAACUACACAUCAUCACAACACUACACGUACUGCUCCGCGCAGUCCAAAAGACAGUCCCUUAACUCCAAAUUCUUUUCUAGAUGAUGAAGAUCAUGAUCAUUCACCAGCUCGUUCAACAAGCACGGUCUCGUCCCAUAAACAAGUUACGACUAGCAGAACUAGUAUGACGAAACGUCUAACUGAAGAUACUUCAAGGCGUCCUAGACGUCCUUCUGGUAAUGAACCAACUACCCCAACAUCAACCGGCAGAACUCCAAGAUCUCGAGCUGUCCCAGAAACUGUGGCAGCACGUCGCAAUAUCUUCGAGAAAACUCCCGGAGAUAUCUCUCCAAUGCCAUCUGGCAGACGACCAUCUUACAUGGAACCAACUAAGAGUUCCCUUGAACACCGUAAAGAUUCUCUCGAAAUAACAAAGACAAACUUCUCCCGUAAGUCUUCAAUGGAAGAAGAACCCUACGAGCCAAGUCCAAGGACUUCUGUAAAAUUCGGUGUUGGUCUAAAACAUAAAGAAGAACCGAAACCGAAGAGAAAGUUAAGUUCUUCUGAUAUUCCAAAUAUUGAAGAUGUCUUCGAAUUGGAACUUCUCGAAGAGAUGUUGAAUAUUGUCACUUUGUAUGAACAAAGAAGACGUAUUCGUGCUCAGAUUCGAGUUGUGAAGAAGCUUCUUGAAACGAAGACCAAAGAAGAAGUUUCAAGAAUGACGAAGAUCAGUACGAUCCGGAAGACUUCAUCGUCUUCUGUAAGGGAAAGUCCAACUCCAAAAAGAGAAUCCCGACCAGAAAGAUACCAACCCACAGACGAUGAUAUUGAUUCCGAAUCGAUUAUUGAAUCUCGCCAUGUUGAAGAACACGAAGAAAUCAUCCGAGAACGUAGCAUAAGUCCCCAGACCAAGACCAGUAGAAUUGUAACUAAGGUUACUGAAGUCCGGAAAAUUGCAGAACCAUCUUCAACACCAAAUAAACGAACACCUCUUAAAACAAAAGACGAACCAAAAGAAUCAAAACCAAUUUGGGCUACAAAGAAUAUUCUGAAGAAACCAUCAGAAAAUGAGAAGGUUACUCGAGCUUUGUCGGCUAAGAAAACUACUUCAACAUCAUCGUCUUCAAUGUCAAGAACUCAGCAACAGACACAUCGUCAGCGAGUAUCGACUGAUGAUGAUUGUGUAACAUCGAGUUAUGGUAUUGGACCAACAGAUGAAGACGGCAGACCAUUGUUUGGUAUUCGGGCUCUUAAGAAGAAGACAACAACCAAUAAUAACACUGUUCAGCCCAGUGAAACCACAAAAGUCACCGGAACUGUUAUAACGGAAAAAUAUUAUUCAGAAAAUGGAGCCGAACCUGUUGGUGAACGUAAAGUAACCGUAUACUCGACAAAUCCUGAAGAUUUGGUAGAUUUGGAAACACAAUACGAUCGUCGUGAUAGUGAGACUGUUAAACGUGAAAAACUCUCCAAAGAUGGUGUAACGACUGUUACUAAGGUUCAGAAAAUUGGAAAAUAUAAGCCUGGUGAAAUCCCCUCAUUGACAGAUGAUGCCGAAUUUUCGAAAUCAUCUUCGAAAAUAGUUCGUCGUGGAUCGGUCAAAGAAAUGAGUGAAAAGUUCAUUCGCAAAGAGUCAUCGUCGUCUGUAACAGAAAAGUCUAGCAGUGGUUAUCCAAAAGCUGGUUUAAUUUUACGUACACGAACAAAUUCUGGUGCAACUGCUGAUACAGCCGAUCAGUAUGAAGUUCGUGGAAAGUCUACAGAAUAUGAUUAUGAAUCUGAAGAUGAUGUCGAAAUUCGAACAUCGAGGAAACAUUCGAAAGUUGUGACUGAAAGUGAAGAUGAAACUGAGAUUCGGCGAAAGGUUAAUACAAGGUCAUUUUUAAAUAGUGGUGGUUCUAAGGUGACAGGAGUCGAUGAUGUGCUGGAUAGAAUGAGGAAUGCUGAUAAUGUUGUUGUGGAUGGUGAUACAAUGGAAGAUCGUGAAGCAAGAUCAUUGUUAAAUAAAUUCCUUGGGGCAAGUGUACUAAUGUCAGGCAUGGAAUCAAUGAUUCCACAAAUGGAACUUAGAAAGUCGACAGCAGGUGCUGAUAAUAAACAAGAGGUUAAAACAACUCGUGUAACGAAAACGAUAAAAACCGGCACAACCGGUGGAAGCUCUUCAUCACCAGUUGCCAGAGAAACUUGUGAUUUCGAGGAGAUUUGGGACGAAGAAACUUUAAAACAAUUGCUUGAAAAAUCAACAAGCUACGAGGAACGUCGAUCAAUACGUGCACGUCUAAGACAACUAAUGGCUGACCGCGAAGCAUGUGCUGAAUCAAAAGCUAGCGCUAAAGCUGAGCUAAACGAAACGAAAGUCAAGACAUCAACCAAAGUUACUGCUGCUGCUGUUGAAGACGAUGAAAGUAGUGGAAGUGAAUAUGAAGAAAUAAUCGAAGAAUAUACUGCUUCUGAAGAUGACGAUCAAGAUGAAGAAACAACCACAACAAAAACAACCACAACAAAAACUGUUAUACCUGAUAAAAAGAAAAUCGAAGUAAAAGAAGAUAAAAAUACAAAACAAAUAACAGAAGAAAUCAAAAAGACUACAAUUACUAAAAAAGAAGAACCAAAAUCAGGAAGUGAAAGUAAAAAAACCGUUAUAGUUGAAACAACUACUGUUAUUGAAGAAGUUGAUGACGAUGAUGAUGAUGAAGAUGAAGAUGAUACAUCAUCGCCAUCUAAUGUUGAUGAAAAGAAAGUUGCAAAUGCAAAUAAAAAAGAAGAUGUCAAAGAUAACAAAGAUGGCGGCGAUAGUGAUUCAGUGUCCGAUAGCAAGGGACAAUCGACUACAACAACGGAAAAAACCGAAACUAAAAAAGAAGAUGGCGGAGUUGUUACAACAACAACAAAAGUUACAACAAGAACAAUAACUGGAGCACCAAAACCAGUCUCACCAUUUGCCAAGUUUCAACAACUUGACAAACAGAACUCCCUGCAAUCUCCGAAAUCUCCGCUUACACCAACAACCCCAGGGGGUUCUAGUACAACGCCAAUUUUCAAAUUUACUGAUCCGGCAUUAAAUGCACGUGCCGCCACUUUUAAGGAGCAACUUUUACAGUGGUGCCAAAGUAAAACGCAGGAAUACGAGAAUGUUCAAAUAACAAACUUUAGUGCGAGUUGGACAGAUGGUUUAGCAUUUUGCGCCCUGAUACAUCAUUUCUUACCAGAUGCCUUCGAUUAUUCUACAUUAAAUCCAAAACAGCGAAGAUACAAUUUUGAACUCGCUUUCCGAGUGGCUGAUGAAAAAGCCGGGAUUGCGCCGCUACUCGAUGUCGAAGAUAUGGUAGUGAUGAAAAGACCCGACUGGAAAUGCGUUUUUACUUAUGUUCAAAGUAUUUACCGUCGGUUCCGCAAUUGCCAAUAAUAAUAAUUUUUUUUU